AUGUCACAUUCUAUGAAAGAUAAUAAAGCAAUUCGCAUGCUUCAAGCAGCAGAAGACGGUGGUUAUGGUGUUGUAGGAGUAGUCUCCUACAACCUCGAAACCAUAACCGCCAUUGUUCGCGCCGCAGAAAGAAAACGUUCUCCCGCACAAAUCCUACUCUUCCCAUGGUCCCUUCACUACUCCCCGCUUCUAAUUCAUCUUGCAGCCGCCGCGUGUCGAACCGCUACUGUACCCAUAGUUUUACACAUGGACCACGCACAAUCUGAAGAUGAAAUCCUUGCCGCUGCUGAUAUGGGACUUUUCGACAGCAUAAUGGUAGAUAUGUCGCAUUAUGAGAAAGAGGAAAAUCUAGAAAAGACCACAAGGUUAACCAAAAUUUUGAGGGAGAAAGGCAUAGCUGUUGAGGCGGAGUGUGGAAGGAUUAAUGGGGGCGAGGAUGGGGUGAAGGAUACAGGGGAUUUGGAAGGGUUACUCACGACUCCUGAGGAGGCCAUGAAGUUUGUGGACACGGGGGUAGAUUUUUUGGCGCCAGCUUUUGGGAACGUGCAUGGAAAUUAUGGUGGGGUGGAGAAUAUUAAGUUGGAUUUUGAAAGACUCGAAAAUAUAAGAAAAGCCACAAAUGGUAGAGUACGUUUAGUUCUCCACGGCACUAAUACAUUCCCUGAUGAUACAAUGAGGCAAUGUAUAAAAGGAGGGAUGACACGAUGUAAUCUGAAUGAUUUGGUUUUAAAUGCCUACAACAAAUAUGUAGCGGAGAACACGGGAAAAGUCCCUCUGACGGAACUUAUGGAAAGAGGCACAAGUUUGAUCCAGGAAUUGAUCGAACAUCAGAUGGAUAUCAUAGGCUCGACUGGAAAAGCAUGA
Molecule: messenger RNA, 864 nt
Organism: Sclerotinia sclerotiorum 1980 UF-70
Lineage: Eukaryota; Fungi; Ascomycota; Leotiomycetes; Helotiales; Sclerotiniaceae
Exons: 3
Coding region: 1-864 (287 amino acids)
Biological process (GO): carbohydrate metabolic process
Molecular function (GO): zinc ion binding; aldehyde-lyase activity
Source: RefSeq, a predicted model, not a curated record